Messenger RNA from Acanthisitta chloris (rifleman), 1425 nucleotides. It is a transcript of the gene TGFBR2, whose product is annotated as transforming growth factor, beta receptor II (70/80kDa). The record is from RefSeq and is a predicted model, not a curated record. Lineage: Eukaryota; Metazoa; Chordata; Aves; Passeriformes; Acanthisittidae. Gene Ontology annotation, biological process: cellular response to growth factor stimulus; transforming growth factor beta receptor signaling pathway; protein phosphorylation. Gene Ontology annotation, cellular component: signaling receptor complex; plasma membrane. Gene Ontology annotation, molecular function: type I transforming growth factor beta receptor binding; ATP binding; metal ion binding. The annotation marks the transcript as partial. The transcript is spliced from 5 exons.
UUUAUGUCACCUGUAGACAGAAGUAAGGAAAAUGGAUUGAAAAUGCCAAACCUAUGCAAAUUUUGUGAUAUUAAAUUAACAACCUGCUCAAACCAACAUCAGUGCAAGAGCAACUGCAACAUCACUUCUAUCUGUGAGAAGAGUAGUGAAGUUUGUGUUGCAAUAUGGAGACAGAAUGAUGAAAAUGUGACAUUAGAAACAAUAUGCCAUGAUCCCCAGAAAACAUUGUACGGUCAUGUUUUGGAUGACUACGACUCAGAGCAGUGUUUGAUGAGGGAAAAGAAGGAAGAUGGGGGAUUGAUGUUCAUGUGUUCCUGUUCAGGUGAAGAAUGCAAUGAUAUGCUCAUUUUUACAUCAGAUGACCCUCAAAAGCCAGAGAAAGAUGAAAUUUCCAAAGUCACAAUCAUAAGUCUUGUCCCAUUACUGGUGAUUUCUGUUGCUGUGAUUGUUAUCUUUUACGCUUACCGCACUCAUAAGAAGAGGAAGCUCAACAAGGCAUGGGAGAAGAAUGUUAAGCCCAGGAAACAUAAGGACUGCAGUGAUGUUUGUGCCAUUAUGUUAGAUGAUGACCGCUCAGACAUCAGCUCUACCUGUGCCAACAACAUCAACCACAACACAGAGUUGCUGCCCAUUGAGUUGGACAUUGUUGUUGGCAAAGGAAGGUUUGCUGAAGUGUAUAAAGCCAAAUUGAAGCAAAACACAUCAGAACAGUAUGAAACUGUGGCAGUCAAGAUUUUCCCCUAUGAAGAAUAUGCCUCCUGGAAAACUGAGAAAGACAUUUUUUCAGAUGUAAACCUCAAGCACGAGAACAUCCUCCAGUUCUUGACAGCAGAGGAGCGUAAGACAGAUCUUGGUAAACAGUAUUGGUUGAUCACUGCCUUCCAUGCUAAAGGAAACUUGCAGGAAUACCUCACACGGCACAUUAUCAGCUGGGAGGACCUCUGGAAACUGGGUGGGUCUUUGGCCAGAGGGAUUGCCCAUCUGCAUAGUGACCACACACCCUGUGGUCGUCCCAAAACACCUAUUGUGCACAGAGACCUAAAGAGUUCCAACAUCCUGGUGAAAAAUGAUUUAACCUGCUGUCUCUGUGACUUUGGGUUAUCCCUGAGGCUGGACCCUUCUCUGUCUGUGGAUGACUUGGCUAACAGUGGGCAGGUUGGCACAGCAAGGUACAUGGCCCCUGAGGUUUUGGAGUCCAGGAUGAACCUGGAAAACAUGGAGUCCUUCAAACAAACAGAUGUGUACUCCAUGGCUUUGGUCCUCUGGGAAAUGACAUCUCGCUGUAAUGCUGUCGGAGAAGUGAAAGAGUAUGAGCCCCCAUUCGGCUCCAAAGUGCGAGAACACCCUUGCGUGGAAAGCAUGAAGGACAACGUCCUAAGAGACAGAGGGCGACCCGAGAUCCCCAGCUCCUGGCUUAACCAUCAG